This is a messenger RNA of Phascolarctos cinereus (koala), 8203 nucleotides long. RefSeq names its product RAN binding protein 10 (gene RANBP10). The record is from RefSeq and is a predicted model, not a curated record. NCBI's taxonomy places the organism in Eukaryota, Metazoa, Chordata, Mammalia, Diprotodontia, Phascolarctidae. Gene Ontology annotation, molecular function: protein binding.
UAGCGGCUCCCUCCAAGAUGGCGGCAGCGGCGGCGGAUCCGGGAGCGGGGAGCCCCCCAGCUGGCGAGUCUUGCGGCGGGGGCGGCAGCGGCGCUGGCGGGCUCCCCUCUCCCGGGGAGCAGGAGCUGACGCGGCGCCUGCAGCGCCUCUACCCGGCUGUCAACCAGCACGAGACGCCGCUGCCCCGCUCCUGGAGCCCCAAGGACAAGUACAACUACAUCGGCCUCUCCCAGAGCAAUCUCCGCGUCCACUACAAAGGUCAUGGCAAAAAUCACAAAGAUGCUGCAUCAGUUCGUGCAACUCACCCCAUACCUGCUGCCUGUGGCAUUUAUUAUUUUGAAGUGAAGAUUGUCAGUAAAGGUAGAGAUGGGUACAUGGGAAUAGGACUCUCAGCCCAAGGUGUCAACAUGAACAGACUGCCUGGUUGGGACAAGCAUUCCUAUGGUUAUCAUGGUGACGAUGGACAUUCAUUCUGUUCUUCUGGAACUGGGCAACCUUAUGGCCCCACCUUUACUACUGGAGAUGUGAUUGGCUGCUGCGUCAACCUCAUCAACAACACUUGCUUCUAUACAAAGAAUGGACACAGCUUAGGUAUAGCUUUUACAGACCUCCCGGCCAACUUAUACCCCACAGUGGGCUUGCAGACUCCUGGGGAGAUCGUAGACGCCAACUUUGGGCAGCAACCCUUUGUGUUUGACAUUGAGGACUACAUGAGGGAAUGGAGAGCAAAGAUUCAGGGAACCAUUAAGCGUUUUCCCAUCGGUGACAGGCUUGGGGAGUGGCAAGCCAUGCUGCAGAACAUGGUCUCUUCCUACCUGGUGCAUCAUGGGUAUUGUGCUACUGCUACAGCUUUUGCCCGUAUGACAGAAACCACGAUUCAGGAAGAACAGGCUUCUAUCAAGAACAGACAAAGAAUACAAAAGCUUAUGCUGGCAGGCCGAGUGGGAGAGGCCAUCGAGGCCACCCAGCAGCUCUACCCUGGUCUCCUGGAGCACAACCCCAACCUGCUCUUCAUGUUGAAGUGCCGGCAGUUUGUGGAGAUGGUGAACGGAACAGACAGUGAGGUUCGCUGUUUCAGUGCUCGAAGCCCCAAAUCCCAAGACAGCUACCCAGGGUCCCCCAGCCUCAGCCCUAGACAUGGACCCAGCAAUUCCCAUCUGCACAGCACUGGAGCAGAAAGCCCAAGCUGUAGCAACGGGGUCACAUCCACCAAAAGCAAACAGAGUCACAGUAAAUACCCAGCCCUGAGCUCCUCCUCGUCGUCGUCGUCCUCCUCCUCCCCUUCGUCAGUCAACUACUCUGAGUCCAACUCCACAGACUCCACCAAAUCCCAGCAGCACAGUAGUACAAGUAACCAAGAGACCAGUGACAGCGAGAUGGAGAUGGAAGCAGAACAUUAUCCCAAUGGAGUGCCAGAGAGCUCGUCCACCCGGAUCAUGAAUGGUGCCUACAAACACGAAGACAUCCUGCAGACAGAUGAAUCUAGUGUGGAAGAUGGGCAUCCUCGGCGACAGCUCUGUGGAGGCAACCAGGCUGCCACAGAGAGAAUUAUCUUGUUUGGCCGGGAGCUGCAGACCCUCAGUGAGCAGCUGUGCCGGGAGUAUGGCAAGAAUCUGGCCCAUAAAGAGAUGCUGCAGGACGCAUUCAGCUUAUUAGCAUACUCCGACCCAUGGAACUGCCCUGUUGGUCAGCAACUAGACCCUAUCCAGAGGGAGCCUGUGUGUGCAGCUCUCAAUAGUGCUAUUUUAGAAUCUCAAAACCUGCCAAAGCAGCCCCCACUGAUGCUCGCCUUGGGCCAAGCAUCCGAGUGUCUUCGGCUUAUGGCCCGAGUUGGCCUAGGCUCCUGUUCAUUUGCCAGAGUUGAUGACUAUUUGCACUAGCCACCUGAGUAAGAGGGGAGCACCAUCCCACCAAGCUGCCCUAACCUGGCCCCUGGGCUCAAUCUGGCCUUCUCCAUGCUGCCCCUCCUCACCCUGGGCUAGCCCAAGGACUCAGGGCUAGCCUUAUCCUCUCAUUAUCAUCAUGGCCCCUUCUCACACAUCUGUCUCAGAGACCUGGAAGCUGCUGGCAGAGUUAGAUCUUCCUCUCCCCGCCCCCCCCAUCCUUCCUUUUCCAUUCCUUUUCUCCAUCCUCUCAACCUCCCCUUGACUCUUUUUUCCAUCAUGUGCAGCAACAGCAGGGACAACACACACAGUAUUUGGCUGGUUACCCUAAUGUAGCACCUUCACUCUUAGGGACAUUGUUGGGGGGAGGCAGAGGGAGUUGGUUGCUUUUGGUUUUUUAUCUAUAUUUUUUCUGACUGAGCCACCAGUAUUUAUCUCUGGAGAGUUUGUGCUGAGCUGGUUUCUGCUAAUUUAGUGAUGAUAAAGCUCAUCCAAGUUGGUGAUAGCUUAUUAUUUUCUUAAGUAAAAAAAAAUGAGAUUAUAUAUAAAUAUAUAUAUAUAAACAAACACAGUAUUUAUCGUAGUGCUAGUUGUCUGGACACUUUGGGGAGAGGCAGUCCAGACAGUGUAUGUUUUUAGGGGGAGGGGGAGGUCCCACUCACUAAAAAGAAACCAUCUCUGUCACCUCAAACAAGUUGUUCAUUUCCUUCUACCAUAUCCCCAGCUGAACUUCCAAACCAUAAAGUCAGUUGAAGAAAACACAGUAGGAACUUUGUUGUGUUGGAUAUGGCCAGAGAUAGGGAAGAAGAGAGAGACCAGGAGCCAGGGGAGAUUGGUCAUCAGAUCAUGCAGUUCAGAGUGAGACACAGUGAGAACAGUUUAUCUGUUCCAACACCCUCGUUUUACAGAUGAGCAAACAGUCCCUGAAAGAGAAUGGGACCUGCCUGAGGUCACAUAACAAAUAGUAGCUCCAAGGCUAACCUUGGUCUUGUGGCUCUAAGUCUAAGCUGCCCUGUCCACCAUGACAGGUCACCUCUCUGAAAGUGUCAGAAGGAGGAUGCCUGCGAGAAGGGGGAGGAACAGUCCUUCAGUUCAGGCAGAGACAGCCAGGUAGAACUGGGCACUGGGACUAGAGAUGUCCCAUUUUGAUUGUUGAGGCCAGUGAGACCCUCCCAUCCCCUUAUAAGGAUGUAGUUAGAAUAACCCAAUGUGGGGAAGGGGUAGAAACUUAGAGAAGUAGUCAGACCUUUUCUGAGAAAGGGCUCAGAGCUCUGUCGGGUAUUGAUGUUCCAGGCUUCAAGGCACUGCUGAUUCAGAGAGCAAUAAAUUGUAGUCUUAAUUCCAUCUUUUUAAGGGGCAGCAGCCAUCUUGGGUCAGUUGUUGGUUUGCUUUUUCCUUUUUUUUCCCCUUUGAAGUGUUUAUUUUGAAGUCUUGAAUUUUUUUAUGGCUAUUCUUGGCAAAAUGAGACUUUGAGGAACAUGGUCCUUUUUGCAGAACCAUUGUCUGGUCUAUAUGAGGUGGAGUCACUGAAUUCUGGGGGAGUAUGGAUGUCAUGUUCAGCAGUUUAGCACAGGGCCUUUGUUCUGUUCCAGAGGCCAAUAGUAAGUAAGUAGUGCAGAGGAUUCCCACCUGUAGGGAUAAUAUUCAGCCUUUGAUUCCAGGAGUUCAGAGCAUACCUGCCCCUGAAGUUUGUCUCCAGUCAGUAGAAGGGUUGUCUGCAUUUAAAACACUGGAAGAAAAGAAAAAGGUUAUUCUUACUGAGCUCCUAAAGGCCUGAGACACGAGCUGGCCAUAUGCCAAGGCUCCCCUGGGAAGACUAGAGAGGAUGAUUUUUCAGGUGGAAGAGACCUUUCCAUUUGUCGAACGAGAAGAAACCUGUGCCUAGAAAGGAGCCGUGAUUUGUCCAAGUUCUGUUGCCUUCCUGAAUGAGAGCUUUCUCCUGGGUCAGGGAGGACAGCCGUUCAGCAUCAGGAAUUAGGUGUUUCAGGGUUUCUGGAUGGAGAGGAAGAUGACCACAUUCUCAAGCAUCAGAACCUAUGGAGCUACCAGUGCCAGGUGAUCAGCCACUCCUCCCAUCUCAGAGAGCUCUCUGUGGAAAGACUAUCAGCAUGCUUCUGGGGCACUUGGCUUUAAGUCCUGGCCCCCUUUCUAGCUACCCUCCUUAGGGCAGGGAGGGUCUCAGCUGCAGAAGCUUCUGUUCCCAUCUAUGCUGCCAUUUCCUUUCUCAUCUCUAGCUCUGCCGUGGUCUUCUGAUGAACUCUGGUGACCUUUUGGUGUGGGCUCUGAACAGGAUCAGAUUGGUCAGUCAUCCUAGUGUAGAUAUAGAGAGGAAGAGACCCAACGAGUCAUCCAGUACACCCUCGCCACACCAGGACUGGAAACCAGGUUCUCUGAUUCCACAUCUAGGAUUCUUUCUACCUUGCCCCAAUUGGAGAAAGACAGGCAGUGUUGUAGAAUGGAAAGAGCUCUGAAUUUGGAGUCAGAGGAACUGAGUUCUGUACUGUUUACCACCUGGGAAACCAUGGACAAGUCACCUGUCUUCUCCAAGACUCAGUUUCUUCAUCUGUAAAAUGAAAAAAUUGAACUAAAUGAUCUCUAAGGUGCCUCCAGAUCUAACGUCUGUGAUUCUAUGAGAAUGUGAAUUAUGACUUUUUGAUUUAGUAGUGAUCAGCAGGAGUGAGUAGGAAUUACUAGCUAGCAGAAAAGGAAGACUUCUCAUACCCCUCUGGGUUGUCUUAGUGAGUGUGGUAGGGCUUGUCUACACAUUCCCAGUUCUCGUACCAUCUCUUCAUUCGUUUCUGAAGUGAAAGCUACCAUCACCUCAAAGUGACCCAGUUCUCAGACCCAGAUUACCCUGCUGAUUUCUGUUGCUCUUCAGUAUCUUUGGAAUUUAUGGUAAACAUCUGAAUGUCCAAAAUGGGAUUAGGGCUCCCCCUGGGUCCUUGUGCAGUCUUUAAGAGGGAGUGCCGAGUUGAGUGGGAAUCUGUUUUGAGUGCUUGAAGACAGCAGCAGAAACAUUUUCUAGAAACUGGUUAAGAUUCACCAGCUUAGUAUUUCCUAGGCUUGUCUCUUGCUCGUCACAAAUUUUGUCAGUUGGAAAUGCAGCCUGUGCCCCGUAAGCAUCAGGUUGACAUGUCAACCAAGGAAGAAGAGAAGAGAGCAGCUUCAGAACCUGUCAGAUCAGUUCUGGGCUUUAAGUUUUAGACCCAGGAAUAGAUUUCUGGAGAUUUGUAGCCAAAUGGUAUCCAUAGGAACCCUGUAGUAAUUGGAGAAGCAUAAGAGAGGAAGCUGGACUUAUGUGUACUUUUGUCUUGUUAGGGUGAGGGAAACAGUGAUGUGGAGGUGAGGAUAGGAAGCCAGCUUGAAUGGGGGUUGUCUAAAUGAAUGGAAGAAAUGAUAUUCAGGGUAUUAGCUAGGGCAGAGCAAGAUAUAUCCAGGAAAUCCAGCCUGCCUCCCACUAUGGCCUCAGUCCUGGGCUCAGUCCAAAGAGCCAGUGAGCCCUAGAGGAUGCGGUUAGGGAAGAACAGGAAUUAGCUUCCCCAGUUUAUGUAUGAAAAAGUUUAGGUCCCAAGAAGCUUAGAUGUAGCCAGUCAUCUAGUAAGAGGGUUAAAAUUCAAACAUAGAAUUUCUUAUUCUAGGCUACCGGAACUGCUCAGUCCCUAGGACUGGGAGAACAGUCUAUAAUAUUUGGCAUGUAACAGGUAUUGGGUUUAAUUCCUAGAUUCCUUAGAGAUCAUCUAAUCCAAUUGUCUAAUUUUACAGUUGAAGAAGCCAAGUCCCUGAAAGAUGAUUUGAGCAAAGUCACAGUAGCAGAUCUGAGAUCUGAACUUUGGCCUCCUUACCCUUGUCCAGUGUUUUUUUCACUAUACCAUACUACCUCCUAAUGUAAUUGAAUUUUCCAGUGAGAGACACCUUCCUGAGACAGAAUGCAGGCUGUGGUGGCCAGUGUAUAGUGAGUGGUCUUGGAACUGAAUGCCCCAAAGAGACACUGAUCUGGUAAUAAUAGUUGACAAUGAAAAAAAUAGAGAAACUGUCACUCACUGUCAAAAGAUUGUCUCUUUAUCAUAGUGCUGGUCAUUUCCUGCUUGUCCGAGGAAACUCUCAGGAGGUCAGAAUAGUUCUGGAACCACCUAGGAGCAUCAGGCCUCUUCCAGAGCAGAUUAAGAGAGGCCCAAACCUGAUAGCUCCUCACAGCUUUAAAGGUAGGCCAAGAUUUUUUUUUAACAUUUUUUGCCCCCCCCCCUUUUUUUUUAAAGAGUAAGAAUGAUACAUAACUGGAGGAGGGAGAAGGAGGAGAACUCAUUUUUCUAAGUGCCUUGAUGUCUCAAAAGGACAUCAGGGAGGCCAGGCUACACUACCUCCUCCUCCCAGGGACUUUCCAUGCCCACGUGUGUAUCUAUGGUAGAAAUAACUGCUUUUUGAAAGUCAGUGGUAUCUGACUUCCAGUGCCCCAGAGUUGAGGCUGCUGGGCUGCUUUUUUAAUUGGGUACCAGCUGGGUUCAGGAAGUAGAGUGGGUUCUUAGAGCUAGAAAGGACCUCAGAAAUCAUCCAGAGCUUGCCCUUUCAUUGAAAACGUUGAAACCCAACAACACGCAGCUUGUGACAAGCAAAGCCAGGAGGGGUAGGAUGCAGGCUCACUCCUAAGCCAGUUCUCUCUCUACUCUCUCUUGGCACCAGUAGUGAGACAGUAUCACAAACUAUGGCUGGAAAGAGAGGGAGUCAUCACACCCCGCAGGUAUCAUAAGAUGCCACAGAUGGGUAAGGUCCUGCUGAUUUGGGUGAAUGGCCAAGUUUUGACAUUUGAUGGAAAAGGCUGUCCUGCAGGUCAGUGAAGACCCCAGGAGAGUUAGCAUAGCAGGAGAAGGGGAUAUUCUCCAUUGGCCACUCCCUCUACAAGGUUUCCUCUUUGUUUUCUGUGCCUUAUCUGAAUAUUUCAGCUGACUCCAAGUUGUUUACAUUUCUUGUCCUUCCCCAGGGAGGGGGCACCUUCAGUCCCAGGUGGAUCAUCUGCACCUCUUGAAAUUUGUAGGUAACCAGCACCAAGGUCCUAUGGGCCCUCUGUCUUCAGGGGAAUUGUCCAUGCCAUCUCUGACCAUGUCCAGGGGACUCUUAAGCUGCAGGAGGCCAUAGAGCUCUUGAAUACUGAGGUUGAAUCAGGUUUUCUGUGGUUCCUCAAAAGCUGCUAAAGGGAGAUCCAAACCCUUUCCCUCCUCCAGGAAGCUAACAUAAGAGGCAGGCCCCUUCCUUCCUUUCUUCCAGGCUUUCCUCACCUUCCCUAGAGGUGUGGUCAGGAAGGUCAUUUCUAGGAGAGGCGCCCUGUUGGGCACUCUUUGGGACAGCCGUCAACUGAGAGAGCCUUUCUGAGACCUUGCGAUGCCGUGAUCCAGGAAACAAGCAAGCAGGCAGAUUCACAGAAACCAGCUCACAGGCCCAGGCCCUCCCUAGCUCCUGCUGUGUUGACCCUUUCAGUCCCAGCCCUGGGUUCCUGGAAAUGGGGUCAGAGGUUCUAAGUUUGGAGCAGUAUAAGGAUAGAAAGCAGGGAGUGGUUCCCCAGAAUAGCAGGAAGUAAACCCUGGGGGCAUUCCCUUUACCCCAUCCUUGACUUUGGAAGCUCUGGCUUUCUUUUUGUGGAUGGGGAAAGAGAAUUCAAGAGCCCUUCCUGUCCACUCUACCCCCAGCCAUGCCCAUUGGUCUCUGGUGGACUUAUUCUCCAGAUCUUCCAGUGGGUGGGCGUAUUUGGUUGUGCAUGCUGUUCUGGGGACAGGGAAUCCCCCUGUUCCCUCCCUUGGAGAUGGAGGAAGAGCAGAGUCUGCUAUCUCGGGACACUGACACACCUGGGUCAAGCACAAAGUAAGACAGAGACUAUUAAAAUGGAGAGUUGUCUUUUGGACGCUCAAACCUCAGGUAUGAAGAGCUACAUCUGAGCAUGAAACCAGAGAAAAAUGUGUAGUUUGCCAGCACCAUCAGCAGAACUUCCGUCAGCCCCUGCUCACUCCUGAUUGACACAGAGAUGGCGACUCCGACCCUCAGCUUUCUAGGCCUCCUCCUCAUUAAAAAGAGCGUUUCCUCUUUAUGAAUAACGUCACCAAAAUGGAUGUGAUCAGAGUUGUGCACACUGGGUCUGCCUCUGCUUUGUAUUUGUGAGUUGAGUUACCUGGCACUAGCAUGAAGCCUUGAAGAAGGGGUGGGAGGAGGGAGGGGGGGACAUUUUAACUAAGGAAAAAAAAACCUAUUCAAAUGUACUCAAGAUAUGAUAAAGAUGAAACUUUCUGUUGUAUUUUGACAGAAUUAUUUUUAUUAAAAUAUACAUCCAUGUGUAA